CUUUACCACCACGUUCAACAUCAACACGCUUGCUGGAGUUCAACACUCUUCGCAUAUCUGGAGAAUUCGUAUCAACCAAGCUUCUGGUUGUUUCAUUCGAAUCCGAGGCGACACAAGGCCAGCAGACGGGCUCGCGCUAGAAGUCCCCACGGUCCAUACCAUUCUGGCAUAGCAUAUAGGCACACCUGCAUAGCGCCCGACACGCACGCGCCUUAGCCGUCGUUAAAUAUCUGCCUACGAGCCCCUCCUCUAUUUUUCACAAACACGUUGCGUCUCGAUUGCGCCCACGAUGACUGAUGUUGGCGUUGGCUCGAAAGCCGACAGUAGCCAGCUACGAGAGCGCCCAUCCGCCAAACCAUUGCAUCUCAACAAGUCAGACGAUGCAAAACAAAAGGUGCUGGAGCUGAAUGAACAAGAAGACAGAGACCACAAAGAUGACAAGGACAAGGACAAACGUACAUAUGGCAGAACCCCGGAUGGUACAGUCUUCAUCGUGCCGCAGACCCACGAUAUGGUCUCGCAACUGCUUUCGCCUUCGCAACCCAAGAACUUAUCCGACAUAGCAGUCCUCGCCGUGCUCGCUGGCUUGAUAUUUACCCUCUACAUACUGCCCAAAAGCGCCCGCAUACCCGUAUUCGCAGUCAUCUUUCUAUUUUGGCGCGCCGCCUAUAACGCAGGUAUCGGCUGGCUGCUCGAUGCCCAGUCCAAACACAACCGUCUUGUGCUCUGGGCAAAGAACUCGCACAUCUUCGAGAAGCCAGAAUCUGGCAAGAACCCACAUCCGGCCAUAUAUAAGCUCCUCGAGCGAGAAAUGGAGACAAAGAUCCCUACGGACUACAAGUUCGAAGAAGCUCCACUCGAGUACAACACGUGGCUCGUCUUCAGGCGCGUGGUAGACCUGAUCCUGAUGUGUGACUUUGUAUCGUACUGCUUGUUCGCCAUUGCCUGCUUCAACCGUCCCCCAGAGAGUUGGUUGCUGUGGGCACUGAGGUGGACGACCGGUAUCAUUCUUUUCCUCUUCAACUUGUGGGUCAAACUAGAUGCACACCGAGUAGUCAAGGACUAUGCGUGGUACUGGGGAGACUUCUUCUACCUCAUCGAUCAACGCCUUACCUUUGAUGGCGUCUUUGAGAUGGCGCCGCAUCCCAUGUAUUCAGUAGGAUAUGCCGGCUACUAUGGCAUUGCCUUGAUGAUGGCGAGCUACAAGGUCUUGUUUAUAUCCAUCAUCGCCCAUGCAGCACAAUUUGCCUUCCUUACUCUCGUGGAAAAUCCCCAUAUCUCAAAAAUCUAUAACCCACCACCACCUCGCCGAACGCGCCAAAAUUCCGAAGGCCUCACCCAAGAGGACCGCCCAGAUACCGGUCAAUCUGAUACUGCUUUUGCCGAUACGCGAUCAACAUACGACUCAAUUGUACAACCUGCCCCAAUGCACCAUAUUGUAGGACCCCAAAACACGGACUUUCAUCGCUCAAUCGAUGUAACGGUAGUUCUUCUAUCCUUCUAUAUGUUCUGCUUGGCGACACUGACCCCCAACACUUGGUUGGUGCGAACCUUGCUGUUUAUCAACGCGUUCGUGUGGCGACUUUGGUAUGCAUUAGGUCUUGGUUAUAUUCUAGAUCGGCAGUCAAAAAAGAAGAACUGGACUCGUCAUUUCAUCAAGUACGGAGACAGCAAGGAAGAAGCCUGGCGUCAAUGGAAGUAUCUAUACCAUUUGAGCACGACCAUGUGCCACGCUAGUCUCGUGGCGGCGGCUUAUAAGAUGUACGCCCUCCCCCCGGACUGGUUCUACGGACUCACCCUUUUGAGGCACGUCCUUGGCGUUGGUAUGAUUGCGUUACAACUUUGGAUCGCAAGCAGUAUCUACGAGUCCCUUGGCGAAUUUGGGUGGUUCUGUGGGGACUUCUUCUUCGAUCCUCCGUCGAGGAAUCUCACGUACUCGGGCAUCUACCGCUUUUUGAACAACCCCGAGCGCGUGCUCGGUCUGGCUGGAGUCUGGGGUAUGGCUCUCAUCACCUGGAAUGCACCGAUAUUCUACUUGGCAGCGACAGCACACAUCCUCAACCUGGUCUUCCUUCAGUUCGUAGAGAAGCCGCAUAUGAUUCAGCUUUAUGGCCAGAGACUCCGCGAGCUGUCCGGUGUGAGUAAGACACUACGUCAAGCGCUACCCAGCCCAGUCCGCAACUGGCAAUCAGCAGCCGAUGACUACCUCAAUUCGACUGUUGAGUUUAUUGAAGAGCUUCUGGACAACGCAAAACCAAAAUUGGCUGCCGGUGUGGACACGUUUGUAAAGGACACGACAGCUUUGUUCAAGUCAUACCCAACACGCAUCUCCAUCACGCGUCUUCCCCAAGAUCUUGCUGGUCUUGAUCCCAAACAAUACAAACUAAGCAUCGAGGGCACCCUCUCUCCACCAACAGUGGAGUAUCAGAAGAGCGGCGGUCGCGAGGGCGAAUUGGCAAGAACCCCGGCAGCGCGCACAAGCGAGUUUAAGACACUCACUCUCGAGUAUGGUGCACCCAUCAAGGUCCGCUGGCAAGCACCACUCAACCACAGCAAGAAGGAUUGGAUUGGUCUGUACAUGGUGACCGAUAACCAAUCUCGGAAAGGGACUGGCAUCAGCUCCAAUGGACGAUGGGUAGCAACUAACCAAGGCGUCUAUGACUCCACUCGAGCCGAAGAAGGUAUACUGGUUUCUGACAAACUUCUACCCGCCAGCGGCGACAAUGAUGAGGAGUCCGACUGCUACACUGGUGAGGUCGAGUUCCACGGAGACAAGCUGUGGUGGACUACAGGUGUGUUCGAAUUCCGAUACCACCAUGGUGGCAAACAUCAUGUCAUGGCGCUCUCCCAAGCCUUCGAGAUCCGCAUUCCAAGGUUCGACGAAGAGGAUGUGGAAGUAGACGCCAAUGGCACUAUUCAUCGCGCUGUUGAACAAACGCUGCUUCCUAUUAUCCAAAAUUGCUUUGAUCGCGACCCUGAGAUUGCGCCCUCGUCGUCCGAGGAAUCAUUUGGAAGCCUAGUGGAAAGAGACGGCAAGUUCUCUAAGCGAGUGAUCUUCGCUGUACAUCAGAUGUUCGGUAUCGAAUUCGCCCCUGAAGUCGUACAGGCAGACGGGAAUGUGCGUAACUUGGCAUGGCGUAUCUGCAAUGCAAAGAAGGUCUUGGCUCCUUAUAGUAUGUCUGCUAGCCGUGGCAGGAAUACACCUACGAUGGGGUAAUGCUACUCAGACGGCUUCCUCUACGUCGAUCGGUACGAAUCUCCGCAGAUUAUUCCUUCGCUUGCACAGUGGGCGCUUUGUUUUCCGAUCGAUACGAGUGCAUUGCCCUAAUGCGGAAGGUUUCUGGAAGAGUGGCUCCGCUAGGCACAAGGCCUUGAACAUUGUGAUCAAGCCAUACAGAUAGCCACUUGCAUGUUCGAUCUUCCCCAGGCUUAGUGGCUUGCCUUGUUUGGUCCCCUCAAGCCUGUAUCAGCUAAGAAUUACUCGAGAACUGUAGGGUGACGUUUAAUAGACUACUUGGUGCUCUUUGAUUCAUACCCUUCAUAUCGCAUUUGCAUCUACAUCACAGGUUAGAGGGCAGUAUUCUCUUCCAGGCAAGAUUGUGUGGGUACAUUGCUCGUAGAUAAAUACGUAGAAUAGGUGCAUAGGAAAUACAGGCUUGUGCAGUGGACGUGCG
Messenger RNA from Cucurbitaria berberidis CBS 394.84, 3674 nucleotides. Its product is annotated as phosphatidylethanolamine N-methyltransferas-like protein. The record is from RefSeq and is a predicted model, not a curated record. Lineage: Eukaryota; Fungi; Ascomycota; Dothideomycetes; Pleosporales; Cucurbitariaceae. Gene Ontology annotation, biological process: phosphatidylcholine biosynthetic process. Bases 290 to 3217 code for a protein of 975 amino acids. The transcript is spliced from 6 exons. Gene Ontology annotation, molecular function: phosphatidylethanolamine N-methyltransferase activity.